Podarcis lilfordi (Lilford's wall lizard) is the source of this 6025-nucleotide messenger RNA. The record is from the annotation of a GenBank genome assembly. Lineage: Eukaryota; Metazoa; Chordata; Lepidosauria; Squamata; Lacertidae.
UCUGGACUUCCCUGGGCAAACGUAGGAAGCCUAGAGCGCCCUCUAGGCCGCGCUCCUCACGUCCACCUUUCCUGUCUUACCCGGAAGUGGUACCGAGGGGAGCGCGGGAGCGACGGUUGAGGCGAGAGAGCAGGUGAGCGGCUCGGAGGGCGGGAAAGGGAGCGGGGGCGGCCAGGGGGUGCCGGCGGUGAGGGGGGCGGGUGAAGCCCCUCAGGUUUGGGGGAGGCUGGCGGCUGCCUGGGUGGUAAUAAGAACCAUAAGCGAGUGGCCAUGAGGCGCCGCAGCCGCCGCCUUUCCCUCCAUCCGCCCUCUUCACUGGAGGCGUAUUAAUGGAGCCUCUUUAAUCCCACAAACAUUACACCCCAGAAACUUCAUGCUGAGCAGUUUGAGCUUCUCUCUCCUCCCACCGUCCUCUCCAUGUAUUUAUCUUUUUCAUGAUGGUGUCGGCCUACCUUCCAGGGAUGUUGUUUGGCUUAUUCGUUUUAGGCCUCUCCUUUUUGCUUAAGGGCGGUUUCACAGAGAGCGAGAAAGACUCCAGGAUUAACAGAAGGAAUUGCAGUAAAACAGCUGAAGGGAAGUUUGUUUUUAAACUUUUUUUUAAAAAAAGUUUGAAAAUCACUCCCCCAAGAUGUUUGUUUUAAUGUUCGCUUCCAGAAGGGGGAUUCCUGCUCCAAUAACUCCUAAGUGAAGAUGUCAAAGCAGUUACUGCUUUUUAAAAAAGAGGGGCUGGGUUUGCCCCUGAUGGAUAAGCAAUGUGGGUUUUCGGGGAGAGAAAUGUUAAAAUGGGCGAAGAGGGGAUUACUCAAUCCCUCAGAUUAUGGGGAACUGAUUUGACCUUUGUCGUAGUUACCAAACACAAUUCGGGAAGUACAGCGUGUUGACUUUGUAUGGUAUGUAAAAAUAGCUCCCAUUUUCUCCAUGAACAAUCAGGCAAUAUCUGGGGAGAAAGUUCAACCAAUCACAUUCACAAAUCAGUCCUGAGUGUAGUUAGUGGGCUGAAAACUGCAUUCUUAAGCAUUUUUUAAAAAAGGAAGGAGUCCCAGUGAACAGUGAAUCCUAUGGUACUCAGAAGUAAGUCAAUAGGAAUUCAAUUGAGCUUACACCCAGAUAAAUGGAUUAAUGGGGCUUAACACUGAAAGCCUUACAGUACUUGGAAAUGAUUUGUUGGAACAUUUUCAAAUGUUUUGGGACGUAAUAUUAAGACAUAACAAUGUAACAUUGUUUCAAGCCCUCCCAAAGAAACUGACUGGCUUGAAUGAGAUUUGUAGUUGUUCUGCCUUAGUUGCUGUUGGGAAUAGAAAGACAGUUAAGACUUGGGAGGUAGUGCCCGUCAGUUCCUCUGUGCUGAGCUACCUGAGAUUUUCCUUAAUUCAUUGUGUCUUGUUUCAGCCUUCCCAUCUCUGGCUUAGGUUGCCUCAUCUUCCCCAAGUAUUUGGAAACAGAGUGUUUGGGUGUGGUAGACUUUUUCCAUGGGGAUUGUUGCUAGUGAAAUCAGGAAGGUGGGAGGAGAAGGUGAGGCAAAGUGGUGCAGGCACCUACACUCUUCCCAAGCAGGCUGCUUGACUUGGCUCUUCACCCCUCACCCAAGUGUUCCCACCACCUGCCCUCCCCACAGUUGGAAUAAUAUUUUUUUUUUUGGUAUUGUAUUGUAAACUGCCCUGUGAUCUUCAGAUGAAGGGCGGUAUAGAAAUUUGAUUUAACAAUAAUAAUAAUAAUCUAUACUCACAUUUGUUGAUUGGUUUUCUCACAUAAAUUUAGCUUUGGGGUCUCUGCUCUGAAGCAGCAAACAGUCUGCUAUUGAGUGCUAACUUAGAGCUCUGACCUUAGUAGGUGGGUUUAUUUUCAUCCUAAACCUGUAAUGAUAAGAAAUAGCCUUUUUUACUAUUAUUUGGAAGAUGAAGUAAGAACUUUGGCAUUAGGAUUCCAGCCUCAGUGAACCAAAGCAACCUAAUGCUGGAGAGAGAGGAGGGGUUAGGACAGGUAUAGGUAGCCAACAGUCCCUCAGAAGUUGUUGAGCUACAACUCUCAUCAUCCUUACCUACCGGCCAUGCUAUCUGGGGCUGGUGGAGUUGGAAGCCUUAACAUCUGGAGGACCAAUUAUUCUCCAUGCCUAGGUCAGGAGAGGAGCACUACAGUGGUACCUCGGGUUACGAACUUAAUUCGUUCUGGAGGUCUCUUAACCCGAAACCGUUCUUAACCUGAGGCGCGCUUUCGCUAAUGGGGCCUUCUGCUGCUGCCGCCGCACACAUGGGUGUGCAAUUUACGUUCUCAUUCUAGGGCAAAGUUCUCAACCCGAGGUACUACUUCCAGAUUAGCGGAGUUUGUAACCUGAAGUGUUUGUAACCCAAAGCAUUUGUAACCUGAGGUACCACUGUACUAGCUUUCUUGACUGCAGCAGAAGACUAGCAUUCAUCUGAAUGAGUGAGAGGCUACCUCUGGUGUUCCUUCCACCAGCAAUAGAACCAAGAGGAUUCUGUGGAGGUGAGGUAGAAUGUGAAAGUGCUUGGAUCUCCUGAAUCCUAGGCUAGUUUCUUUCCUGAAGAGCAGCCCAACAUAGGUCCUGUGUCAUCCUGGCAGUACUGCAACAAAAGAACUCCCUAAGCCACCUUCUGCCCUGGCUGGUGAUGGUUCUGCUGUUCCAGUUAGCCCCAGGUGCCAGUGAGGAAUCAAAGGAGACCAAGCCCCACCUCAUUCCACUGAGUGUUCUUCAAUUCACUCUCUGGUAGGUGGCGCUAUUACCUUAUUUAGCUGCCUGCCCUUCAAUACCGCUUUGCCUUAUUUAGCUAUGUCAAGUAACACCUCUUGCUGCUUCCCUGGCUGUAUUCCCUUACCAGGAGGCUAUGUCAUUAUUGCAGUCAUCAGUUGGAGGCUGUGUGAACCUAGGGAGCAGUAGCAACCGCCACCCUCUGGCUGGCUGCUGUUGGAAUCAGAAACUUCCAAAGAUUGUAGCAGCUGUUAUGAAAGCUGUAAUGGCCCUAACUGAGCCCCCUCCCACUUUCCAAGUGUGAACUCUAGAACUGUCCAGUCAAACUAUACCUUUUGGCCUCUUCCCCAUCUCCCCUAAACUGGGUACAGCUAGUAGGAGCAAUGAGAUCUUGUUUUUGCAAUCUCAGGUGCAACCAUGGUUGAGAAGUGGUGCGUUGCCUCUGAUACUUGUGUUGGAAAUAGUAGCAGCGCUGCUGACUAUGCUUUAUUUUACAAAUGGUUCUUUGCAAAACACCCGCCCACAUUCUGUGUACAAUCUGAGCAGCGGUGUGCUCUGAAAACUUUUGAAUAAACAUUUUCUGCUUCUGUAACCAACUGGGAUCUGAUCUAGUAUGUCUGACUCACUUUGGUAACCAAACCCUAAAAAUUAACAUAAAAGCACUGCAUGAAUGCUUCCAAAUAAAUUGCUCAAUAGCUGGAAGGAGAUGAUUUUUUUAUUUUUAUUUAAAUUUAAUUUCCUGAUUAAAAUGUACAUAAUGAAGUAUUAAUCUGUGCUCAAAGCUUUAGUUGUAAAUUAUUUUUACUUGAUAUUUGCCUUAAGAUAUGUACAUAACACAUUAACAUAAGCUUAUGUACCAGUCCUUGCACACACAGCAAGCUGAACCUUAUAUAUUUUUGUGUGUGAUCUCAAAAAAGUUAAUUACAGCUUAAAAACUGUCCAGUUUAUAUAUUGGCUCAUUUACAUUUGAACCAUAUAUAAGUCUGGUUUGCAUUUUAUUUACUCAGGCAAACAACAAACAAGCUAUGGUUCUCGGCUUGUUUCUGACUUGGGUGUGCAUUGUUUGUUUGAAAGGAACAAGUCAUGCACUGAGUUCUCACAACACAACAAGCCAUACUCUUAUAUGUUUGUGUUGUGUGUGCCACCUGCAUAGGGGAUGGGUGAAAAGCCUUAUUCACAUUUAAACUAAGAUUUAACAUGGCAUUUGAGCCAGGUCACUGUCUUUAAAUACAUCCUCCAACUUGGACAACAAAUCUCAGCAUAAAUUUUUUUUACCACAGUAUCAAAAUAAACACUAAGUGUUGCCAAACACAUAAAUUAGCAAAAUGUACACAUUUAAUUUAUGCUACAGUUCCUAAUUUAAAUGCAUGUUUUACAAGUGGAAAAUGUUCUGUCCUGUGCCCCUGCCUCUAAGGUAUGGUGUGGCAACAUCCAUGGGCAUUCUAAAGAAAGCUACCUAAUGCUGGAGAAUUAUUGUCUAAUUCACUGCAGGCUUUCAGCUUUUUGGCCAACCAGGCAGGGGAGUAUACACUCCUAAUGCAACCAUUGACAUGGCUCACUCUGUUUCUUCCUCCCUGGAAUAGUAAACAAAUAAGCUGUAUGACAGUUGGCCAAGAAGCAUGUGGAGUUCUAGCAUCCUGUGGGUUUUCUCAGCUGCCUGGUGAUGCUACCCACCCUCUAGUUCUGACACCUCACUGAUCUCUUGAGUUCCUUUGCAGGCAGAGCUGCAGGCAACAUGACCACCAGUCAGAAGCAUCGGGACUUCGUGGCUGAGCCCAUGGGGGACAAGUCUGUUGGUACUUUAGCUGGCAUUGGAGAUGUACUUGGCAGGAAGCUGGAAGACAAAGGCUUUGACAAGGUAUCUUCUGGGACAGUGGGUCUGAAAGCAAAAUAAGUUUAUGGAAUAGGAAAUGAACUUGGGCAGAGUGAUGCUUUCUAGCCUCCAGACAAACCUCUGCUGUGGGGGGUUCACUUCAGAGGUACCAGGAGUACCCGCAGGACUACAAGAUCAGGAGAGACAUGCUCCAUUUUGAUGACUGCUGCAGCCUGCUUUUCAGGGCCUAUGCAAUGCAGCAGUCUUUUUGAAUCUCAGUAGGCCUGCGUCCAAUUAGUCUUUGUGGUAGAGUGAGUAAUAAUAAUAUUAUUAUUUAUUAUUUGUACCCCGCCCAUCUGGCCGGGUUUCCCCAGCCACUCUGGGCGGCUUCCACAAUGACCAAAAAUACACUAAUAUGUCAUACAUUAAAAACUUCCCUGAACAGGGCUGCCUUAAGAUGUCUUCUGAAUGUCAGGUAGUUGUUUAUCUAUGAGGACUUGAACCCAAGUCUUGAGUCCAAAACUCAAACUGCUGCACUGAAAGGAUAACUUCUGUGUUCCCAGAUUUUCUGUGCUUCUAGAACAGCGUUUCACAACCCUAAGCCCUCAAGAUAGUUUGGGUUACAACUCCCAUCAAACUGAGGCAGCUGUAGUCCAAAACCUCUGGAGGGCACCUGGUCGCGGAAGGGUAUUCUGGAAUUUUCAGUCUCCCAAAAGAGUCUGAUAUAGGUAGCCUCUCUCUCUCUUUUUUUUUUUUUUUACCCAAGUUGCUAAUCCUCUGUGUGCUCCCCCCCCCCCCUGCUUUCUUGAACCCAGGCAUACGUGGUUCUGGGACAGUUCUUAGUGCUGAAGAAGGACGAGGACCUCUUCCGCGAGUGGUUGAAGGACACGUGCGGCGCCAAUGCCAAGCAAUCCAGAGACUGUUAUGGCUGCCUGAAGGAAUGGUGUGAUGCUUUCUUGUGAAUGAUGUUGGCCAAAGCCUGGUGGAUGCUGUUAGGGCUUUUGUAGUUGAAUAGAGAUUGUUCCUCCCCGUCUCUCUCAGCACCCACUUCUUAUAAACCUUCCGGCAUCUACAUGGGCUGCUGGGGGCUAUUGCUCCCAACACUGGGGUGGGGUGGGGGGGAGCCAUGACUGCCUUUUAAUGUAACCGAAUCUUUUUUCCUCCAGGGAGAGGGUUGAGAAACAUCAAAUGUUCUAAUUCGAUGCUCCAUGUAGGUCGUUUUUUACGUGGCUUUAAUUGCAAGCCCCCUCACUGUUAGGCCACCCAACUCCAGAACCAGACCUGCCUGCUAACAAUAAUGGAAGUUCCCCUACUCCCUUUGUUUGAGCUCCAGUUAGACUGAGAUUUACCUGUCAAUUCUGAAGAAAAAAGAUGUUAUUAGGCCUAUUAUUUUUGUGAUUUCUCUCCAGUGUUUGAUCCCUGCUAUAAUUUUUAUGCUACUCGGUUUAUUGGCAAGAACCAAAAAUCAUUGCAAAGUUUUUAAAUCAAUAAAAAUCAGCUGUGUUAAC